Molecule: messenger RNA, 5128 nt
Organism: Plectropomus leopardus (leopard coralgrouper)
Lineage: Eukaryota; Metazoa; Chordata; Actinopteri; Perciformes; Serranidae
Gene: tbc1d32
Product: TBC1 domain family, member 32
Biological process (GO): non-motile cilium assembly
Source: RefSeq, a predicted model, not a curated record
GCGACGCAGCACUCAGUAGCAAGUGAUCCCAAAAUGCUAACGGUACAUCGAUGAAACGCUUUUACAAGUCCACGAACAAGGACCAGCAGUAAAGAUGUCUGAGUUGUCAGCUGAAGACGAGGUGGAGUUGAAGUCCUUGCUAAAGCAGCUUCUGAGAAGCAUCAAUGACAGAAUAUCUGGCGCUCCGUCGACUGAAUGUGCUGAAGAGAUCCUCCUUCACCUGGAGGAGACUGACAAGAACUUCCACAAUUAUGAGUUUGUCAAGUAUCUCCGUCAGUAUGUGGAGAGCUCCCUGGGGACUGUGGUGGAAGAGGAGACUAAGAACUUGACCAGAGGAGAUGGACAACAUGCAAUAGGCUCAUGUCACGAUACCUUAAUCCACGCCGUCACCCGAAGGACCAGAGACUCUGCUGAGUACCAGCAGAUGAUGCAAACCUUAAAAAACACCAUGAUCAUGGUGGUGGAGUCUUUAAUCAACAAAUUUGAGGAGGACCAGAUGAGGAAGGAGGAGAUGCACAGAGAGAAGCAGCACAAUCCGUCCAACAGUCAGUACGCUGACAAUUGCUCUGACAGCGACUCCUCCUUCAAUCAGAGUUAUGCAUUCAUCAGACAAGAGCAGCUGCAAGCUCUGGCUGAAAAACUUGACUCCAGCAGACCCAAAGAGGUGCGUUGGGAGGCUCUUCAGGCCCUCUGCUGUGCCCCUCCAUCUGAUGUGCUGAGUUGUGAAAGCUGGAGCAGCCUGCGCAGGAACCUCUCUGCAGCUUUGACCGACCCUGACCUCAGCGAUAACGUACUGCAGUUUUUUGCCAAAAGCUUCUCCUCUUCUCCGCUGAAUGUGACCCGAGAGAUCUACACCAGCUUGGCUAAAAGUGUGGAGUCAAGUUUUCUGUCUCAUAAGCUAAGUUUUCCGACUGGCUCAGCUGUAAUCGACAUCAACAGACCUGAGAUCAGUCGCCUUCUCAAACAGAUUCGAUUAAUGAAUGACUUUCAGAAGGAGGUUACAACCUUUUGGAUCCGCCAUCCAGAGAAAUAUAUGGAAGAAGUUAUAGAGAGCACCUUCUCCCUGCUGUCCUUCCAUCCUGAACAUGGCUCAGCCUCACCAGGGACAGACAAAGCCCUGGAACCCAUUCACCUAUUGGCCUUACUAGAUGUUAAAGCCACCUGGUUUAAAAAGUGGAUGCAUGGAUACUACAGCAGGACUGUGGUUCUCAGACUCCUGGAGAAAAAAUACAAGUCUCUGAUUGUUGCAGCCCUUCAACAGUGUAUCCAUUACAGUAAAUCCCAUGAAUAUGUCACAAGUGAGACAAGUGAUCCACAGACAGCAGAGCAGCAGAGCACUGGUUCAGUCCAGAGGAGUGUUUACACAGGAAAAGAGCUUGAAUAUGCCUUCUUUGUCCACUCGCUGUGUGUCCUGGGGAAACUAAUCAUCUACACCAAUGGCAGAAAGCUGUUUCCCAUCAGAGUGAUGAAGUGCAAAGAUCCAGUCAGCCUGACGGACCUGGUUGUCAUCCUGAUUCACAUCAUGUACCAACACCCCAAACCUUCGCACAGUGACACCUCACACACAGACUCCCUGUCGCCCAGCUGUCUGGCAAUGGAUGUGCUGUGGAUGCUGUGUGAGAGAACAGAGUGUGCUGCUGAGUGUCUCUACCAGACGCCUGUGAUAGAGACACUGUUGGCUCCUGUUAUAACUCUGCUCGAUGGACAGCAGGCAAAAUUAAAAUCUCCUUCAGCAACACUGACUCUCAUCGCUGAUGUUCUGGCUCGCAUCGCAAACACUGACAGAGGAUUAGCUCUCUUCUUAUACGAGAAGAACCUCGUUGUAGCCCACAGUGAGAGAACCUUCCCCGCUCAUGUCAUUGUACAGUUCACCCUCAGGCUGCUGGAUAAGGAGCUGUCAUCACUAAGUGAAUCUGACUUGUCCCAUACAUCUUGCGGAGCCUUUAUCUUCGUCUGUAGGCAGAUAUACAACACCUGUGAGGGUUUGCAGGUGCUCCGACCCUACGGCCUGCACAAGGCUGUUGCUGCUGCAUGGAAAAAGACCAGCUCAUUGUCAGAGAGGGUUCUGACCCCGGUGCCUGGAGCCACAGCCGGAGCAUCCAACCAGGAGCUGCAGAACAUGCUAAUCUGGGAGGAGACAUUGUUGGACAGCCUGCUGAACUUUGCUGCAACUCCUAAAGGCCUUCUGCUGCUUCAGCAGACAGGAGCAAUCAAUGAGUGCGUCUCCUAUAUGUUCUCUCGCUUUACUAAAAAACUCCAGGUGAGCCGCUGUGAGAAGUUUGGAUAUGGGGUGAUGGUGACACAGGUGGCAGCAACUGCGCCAGGGGUGGCAGCUUUGCACAGUUCAGGUUUUGUGCGGGCACUGGUAGUAGAGCUGUGGUCUGUUCUUGAGUGCGGCAGAGAAGAUGUUGGGGUGGUCCGUCCCAAGCCCACACCCAUGGACCCCAUAGACAGGAGUUGCCUCAAGUCCUUCCUGUCCUUGGUGAACUUGCUCUCCUCUUCCCAAUCGGUGUGGGAGCUCCUGGGCCGCCAGCUGCUCGCCAACAAGAGUGAAUACACCCUGCGAGAGGUGCCAACCUCCAUUCCUGAUCUGAUUGACAGGCUGAUUGCUGUGAAUUCAGACGCAAAGAUUCAUUCCCUGUUUCACUAUGAGCAGUCUCACACAUUCGGCCUGAGACUACUCAGUGUGCUCUGCUGUAAUCUGGACUCCUUUCUGCUGCUAGAGAGCCAGUACAACAUGUGCUCCAUGCUGCUGCAGAGCCAGAGGGAAAACAUCACCGAGCCAGACACUGAUGAGGGGGAGUUCAUCAUAGACAGCGUAUCAGUGGAGAGGAAUCAUGUGCUGGUUCGUGUGAGUGUGGUGGGUGGUCCGUCUGAAAGGAAGCUUCCUCCUCGAGCACUGCAAGAGGGAGAAGAUCCUUACCCCUGGCCCAUGUUUUCAAGUUACCCUCUACCUCACUGCUACACUUUGGACCCGCCAAAGAUCCAUCUGAACUCACAGGACUCUGAGAUCAGCUCAUUUCUGGCAUCUUCUAAAGACUCAAAGAAUGAGGAGGGCUGGAUGGAGACCUGCCGGAGACACUACUGCAAAGUCAUGACCUCCAAACCCAACAUCUUAACUGGGAAAGUGCUGGCUGACCUUCUGGAGAAGGUUGUGGCCCAUCUAUCCAAGUCUACCACAGAGUACUUCUUCUCUCCGGCUCAGUACAAAGCAGAGGAGAAGACUGUGGAGAACGCUGUGUUAUCAUCUGUGGAGCAGCUGGGAAUCAACACCUGUCUCAGGUAUGGCAGCUACCUCAGGCUACUAACAGAAGAUGCUGUGAACGACCUGACGCUGCUAAUGAAGCAUAUUAAGAUCUUCUUGUCCACACAGAGAGUCAAAACUGCCUCAGAGCUCAUCAUUCUGCAGGAUGGUUAUCCAGGCCACGACUGGCUGGCAUCUACAGUGUUCCUCAUCAUGGCUGGGGACAUGGAUAGGUCUCUAAGUUUGCUUCUCAACCUGUCCAGUUUGCUUACUUCUGCAUUCAUCUGGCCAGCAAGGAUACAUUCCUCUGUCCAUGUUCCUGUGGUAGUAGCCGAAUCUGCGAUUCCUCCUGUUUACUGGUGUACAGCUCAUUACGUGGAGAUGCUGCUAAAAGCUGAAGUUCCUCUGGUUCACUCAGCCUUCAGGAUAUCUGGUUUCACCCCAUCACAGAUGUGCCUCCACUGGUUGACUCAGUGUUUCUGGAACUAUCUGGACUGGACAGAAAUCUGUCACUACCUUUCCACUUGUGUGGUGAUGGGUCCUGACUACCAGGUGUACAUGUGCGUGGCCAUAUUCAAACAUCUGCAGCCAGACAUCCUGCAGCGCACACAGUCCCAGGAGCUGCAGGUCUUCCUCAAGGAGGAGCCAAUUCAGGGCUUCAAGGUCAGCAACUACCUGGAGCUCAUGGAGGGACUGGAGCGCAGCUACAGACACAUUGUUCUCACGGACAUGGAAACCAUCCGUAACCCGGUCGCGUAAGAGCAAGUUGAAAAGUCUCUAUGUUACACAAGUUAAAACAGAUAGUUUUAAGAGGUUGUUGGACAACUUUUAAUCUGCCUUAAAGUCAUUGCAGCUUGGUUAAGAUUCAGUAAGUACCUGUGUGUAUCUUCUGGUGUAAUCCCCCUCUGUUUUUAUCCCUUAAGAGAAAUUCCAACAUGGCAAAUCUCAAGUAUUAAGAUGCUUUAAUAUGUGACAACAUUGAUGGAAACAGAAUUCAGGCCAAAGUACUCCAAAACCUCCAAAGUACUUUUAAAGCACAGACAUACAGUAUGCAUCAUAAAGUGUCACAUGUUAGAUAGCCUUCAGAGCACUAACAUUCGAAAUGCCUAGAAAGUGUCUUAUAGUCACCAAAUCACAACAAUACUCCAAAAAUCUAGAAAGAUUCAGACCCCAUAGCUCAAGUUUGUGAAAUUACAGGAUAAGUAUAGUGAUACUUCAUAUUUAUUUAUUGUUAACAAAUCAAGGAAAAUACCAAAACCAACAUUUAAUUGAUCCUGCUAACUUUCUUCUACUGUAAAGGCUGUCUGUUUAUUAAGGUUAAUUGAUAUGUGUUAAUCUGAAAUUUGUCCCCGACAGACGGACUAUUCAUGUAAUGUAUUCUUGUACAACUGUGUGUAUGAUAUUUUACCUUAUGUACAUAAUUCAUAUGAUAUCUUACAAAUCAGAGCCAUGAUAUCUAACCGAUAAGCACCUUUACUGGUUAGGUUAGGUUUAGGAAUCCUGGUUGGACAGCAUCACUAUAUGUACAUAAUGUGCUGCGAUGACGUGACUCGACGAGCCACUUUACAAAUCUAAAAUAACUCAACACACAGGACACAAACAUCGGUCUCCUGGGUCAAAGUCCUGUGUUUGUUUGACCUGUUUGCUACUGCAACCACCUCCCUGCAUGGACUUUGUUGCUCUUUGUACUACUUGACCUGACCCCUUCCUUUGGUCAUGUGAUAUGAGGAAGGACGGCCUUUAGUGCAUAGGUCACAUGAUCACAGUCCUCUGGCUCACGAUUACAUGGGUUAUAUACCAUUUUUUUCAUAGGUGUAAGUAUGAGCAGUGAAUGAGCUUUUACUAUUUAAUACUGUUUGAGUACCAAUUUUUAAAAACUUUUUU